UCCUCGGCCGAUUCUACCUCGGCCAGUCGACCUGGCGAUAGAGAAACCGAACGCGUUCGUCGCCAGGACUCUCUUUCUCUUUCUUUUCCUUUUUCGCACCUGGCAAAAGGACCCCCGUGUCCAUCGGUUCUAGUUCCCGAAAAUCCGAUCUCUCAGUCGAGAUCUCAGACAGUAGCGAGAGUGAUUGCACAACGUCGAACGCAGCGCGCAAAUUGAUCUCUACAGAUUCCGGAGCAACGAUCCUUCGAGAUUACUUUCUACAAAGAUAUAUAGAGAGACGUCAAGAGGCAUCGCUAUUCACAUCGAAUAUUCGAGCGUCAAACGUGGUCUCUCCUUUCCAACGGAAAACCAUCGAUGACGAAAGGACCGUAACGUUGAUGAUCGCCGCACAAUUACAUUUUUCUGUUUAACGUGCAGAAAAACGCGCAGCGGCCGCCUUUGCGCAAGAGUCGUGCCAGCCGCAGUCGAUCGGCGAUCGCGUCGUGCGCAACGAUGCGAUCGCGACGGAGUUGUCCGCGACGCGAAUACCAUUCCACAUCGAUCCCACGUGGUUCCACGUGAAAGCGCGAAACGUCCGAGGGAGGAGAUGCUUGAGGGAUCGCGAAUGAUCGGCGGAAGUGCGCGAGGGAGCGGCCCGUGAGAGAAUCGUCCUGGUGGUUCGCGAGGAGGAUAGGGAACGUCUUUUACGCAAGAGGAUGGACAGGGGCGAUAACAACGUCGUCGGGGUCGUCGGCGGCGGAAGUGGCGGAAGUGGCAGCGGAGGAGGAGGCGGCGGCGGCGGCGGUGGUGGCGGCGGCAGCGUGGGCUGUCACGUGGGAAAUUCCGGAUCCCCGCCGAAUUCGACCUCGUCGACCCACGGCACGAUGCAGAACUCCUCCGGCGGGUUCGACGGCCAGACUGGUGACAGAGGAUGGGAAAUUCACCACGUUAAGGUGACCAGAGUUCCCGGUUAUGGCUUUGGGAUAGCUGUGUCAGGAGGUCGCGAUAAUCCUCAUUUCAAUAAUGGCGAUACAGCAAUCGCGAUCUCCGAUGUGCUCAAACCCGGUCCAGCUGAAGGAAAAUUACAAGUGAACGACCGUAUCAUCUCCGCCAAUGGAAUAUCGUUAGAAGGCGCCGAUUACGGGGCAGCCGUGCGGAUUCUGCGGGAAUCCGGUUCUACCGUUUUAUUGGUUGUUAAACGAAGAGCUUCCUCGAAUUCACCCGGUUGUUUAGGGAGCGGAGUACCCCAGAGUCAUCGGCUCACACUCACGCGAAAUAAUAAAAAGGAUGACUUCGGCAUAGUACUGGGAUGCCGAUUAUACGUAAAGGAGGUUACGCGAGAGAAUAUCGGAGUGAAAACCGGGGACGUGUUAACCCGAAUAGGCAGCGUCGCCGCCGACAAUAUGAGUCUGAAGGAAGCUAGAAAGCUGAUGGACCAGUGCAAAGACAGACUCUCGAUCGUAAUUACGCGGGAUAGCUCGUGUUGCCAUGUACAGCAGCAAGGUAAAGGGGAUAGCGGUGAAUACCUGUCGGGCGCGAGUUACAGUAGUCAGAACUUAUACGUUCCGCCACCCACGAGGCAGCCCUUGGAGGACAAGAGUAACCUCGUGCCGAGAGGUCGCUCGCGGGGUCCGCUGAUGGACGUGUCUCUGAGCCAGCUAGAUCUGCCAGCUACGCCUACCGUAGAUCCACCCAGACCACCUCCGCCGAGACCGGAAGAUUAUUAUAGUACACGUAGACAAUUGUACGAUGAAGACUCGGUUUCGCCUCGGACGAAACAACUCAUGCCAGAUCCUCGAUUUAUCACAUUCCAAAAGGAAGGAUCCGUCGGCGUGCGAUUAAGCGGCGGCAAUGAAACCGGAGUCUUUGUCACUGCAGUUCAAGCGGGAAGUCCUGCGUCGCUUCAGGGUCUUCAGCCGGGGGAUAAAAUUCUAAAGAUAAAUGAUAUGGAUAUGAAGGAGGUAACGAGGGAAGAAGCCGUACUGUUUCUUCUUAGCUUGCAAGAACAAAUCGAUCUUAUCGUGCAACAUCGACGUCAGGAAUACGACCAAAUCGUUGCGUCCGGAAGAGGCGACUCUUUUCACAUAAAAACUCACUUUCACUAUGAGCAACCGCAAAAAGGAGAGAUGAGUUUUCGCAGCGGCGACGUUUUUCACGUGGUAGACACCCUUCACAAUGGCGUCGUAGGAUCUUGGCAGGUUUUCCGAAUUGGGCGAAACAAUCAAGAAGUACAGAAAGGAAUCAUACCUAAUAAGGCUCGAGCUGAGGAGCUAGCAACCGCUCAAUUCAACGCGACGAAGAAAGAGAUGAGCGCCAGCGAGAGCAGAGGUAGCUUCUUCAGGAGAAGAAGAAACAGUCACAGACGCUCGAAAUCGUUAGGGAGGGAUCAUUGGGACGAUGUAGUGUUUUCCGAUAGCGUCAGCAAAUUUCCCGCUUACGAACGCGUGAUUUUAAGACAUCCCGGAUUUGUCAGACCCGUCGUUCUUUUUGGGCCCGUGGCCGAUCUUGCCAGGGAAAAACUUCUAAAGGAUUUCCCUGAUAAGUUUACUUCUCCACAAAUGGAAAGUCAAAUGGAGGAUGGUAGUGGAAAGAAUACCAAAACAUCCGGCAUUAUUCGCCUAAGUGCCAUCAGAGAAGUGAUGGACCGGGGCAAGCAUGCGUUGCUCGACAUUACUCCGAAUGCUGUGGAUCGCUUAAAUUACGCCCAAUUUUAUCCGAUUGUCAUUUUCCUGAAGGCCGAGACGAAGCAAAUCAUCAAAGAGAUGAGAGCCGGCAUACCAAAAUCAGCUCACAAAAGCAGUAAAAAGCUUUUGGAGCAGUGUCAAAAACUCGACAAGAUCUGGGGACACGUAUUUAGCGCGGUAAUCACUCUCAAUGCACCGGAAGCUUGGUACCGGAAACUGAGAGAACUUAUCGAUCGCCAGCAGCAAGGUUCACUAUGGAUGAGUCAAACUAAGCCGGAAGAAGCCCUCUCGGAUGACUUCCUAUUCCCGAUGACUUCUCGCCUCUCCUACGCUUCCUCUCCGGAGAGCGAUCUGGAGCUGAGCCCAGCGCCCGUUAUCCCCGGCACUUUGGGCCCACCGUCGCGGCUAAAAAGUAGUUCCGAUCCGAGCAUUGCUACUCAAGAUGAUACCACUGCGCCGCCACCGUACUCGACAAAUUAUCAGCAAUCAUUCGAGCAGCAGAAGAGAAGGUCCCAAGGCGGAAUGGGGGACAGCAAGUACGGCUUCUCUUUGUCCGGUCAAAGGAGCAAUCAGUCCGGUUCGCCGGAAUAUCUGGGCAGCUCCUUCGAGCCUAGAUCUCCUCAUCAUAGUCCACCGGAUCUUCCACCCCGAGUUGAUCGAAAUGCGAAGCCGAUUAUUAAUCAUACGCCACGGGGAACGAUAGGGCGAUCCGCUCAGGAACGUCUAGGAGUGAAUAAAACCGACUCAAUUCUAGAUAUGGGGAAUUACAUCAAUGCAACCCCCCACAAAGCAAAUGCCACAUCAUCCCUCGAACGAGCACAGCCAAAAGCGGGAAGUUACGACAGCAUGUCUUCAUACGAUUCGUACAACAAUACUAAUGGGAACGCGAACUAUGGAAUGGCGAAUUUGAACGCGUCGACAGGUCGUUUGGGUCCGAAUGUACCUGAUGAUCUCAAAAGCAGUAAUAUACCGAGCGCAACGAGAGCGCACGAUCCGUAUAGAUUUACUAGAUCUACAGCUCAACCCAUUUCCACGCAUGACGCUCAAACGCGAACCGAUUAUGCCAAAUACAGCCGAUCUACUGACUACAAGUCGAUACCAAUUUCACAAAAUAAACCAGCAGGCACCUAUAAACCGAUACCGCCUCCGAAGCCGAAGAAUUACAGACCACCACAAACGUCACUUGGACAAACGGAGAACAACGGAAAUGAUGCGAGUAAUUCGUACCAACACUCGAAGAGUUAUUCCAUCGCUACGUCGCAUGUGCAUAAUGGGGUAGAAAGCAACAGCAACGUUCAGCGCAACAGCGGUCAAUAUUACUACAACAUCCCGCCGCCCGGCCGUCACAAUGAGGGCAAUAUCGUGAAUUCGCAUCACAAUCUAAGUCAUCUCACGUCGCCGACGCACAGCCACAGCCUCAGUCACACACAUUCUCAUUCGAGCCCGCCAGUGACUACCACGCAUUCCCAUAGCAAUAGCACCGGCCAAAUCAGUCUCGGUCUAACGCAUAACCGGAACAGCACGAAUCACAAUGGAUAUAUGCACAGUAAUAACCACGCUCCCGCAAGCUCGCUCUAUCCCUCCGCUAAUCCUGGACACAAUAGGGAACCCAGCGGUCUGGACCUGGCUGGUAGUCGAGAGCAAAGAGGAAGCGCUUUCGAGCUCUACCGAAAGCCGGUUCAUCAUUACAAUAUGAGUUAACGUGUAUCCUGAUGCAAGACUUAAUAUAUUAGGAUGAAUUAACGAAUCUAUCGGAGUUGCGCAGAGGAAUGAAUCGUGCAAUGUCGUAGACGUAGAUAAAAAAAAAAAACAAUUACGUUAGCUAAUAUCACAAAAGAUACUGUGCCUUUUUCAAAUCGAUAAAAAAAUGUAACCUUCGAUUUGUGUAGAAAUCCUGGAGAUACCAAUGGACGAAGCGUUUUUUAACCCUAUAUGAAGAAGUACUUAAAUAUUUUAUACACAAACAAACAAUUUUGUAUCACGAAAUAGACCAUUUUUUUAUUGUAUGACAAAAAAAAUAAUGUUGAAGAUUAUCUUUUUCGAUAUGUACGUAAGAAAUCUUACCAUAUCUUUAUGUAUCAUCUUUCGUGAUACAUAAAUUACGUGUACGUUUGAUAAAAAUAAUGUUAGUUAAGAACGAUUCUUAAAGACAGAUAAGUUGUAAGUGCAAUGUAACGUAACAAUACUCAGUCGACUAUACACCUGAUAAAAUUUGUACAGUUAUUAAUUAUAUUUUCGCGCUUUUGCUGCAAAUAUGAAUAACACCAUGAUGAGUAGGAGAG
Messenger RNA from Temnothorax curvispinosus, 4945 nucleotides. RefSeq names its product tight junction protein ZO-1 (gene pyd). Gene Ontology annotation, cellular component: plasma membrane; bicellular tight junction. The coding region runs from base 696 to 4364 and encodes 1222 amino acids. The record is from RefSeq and is a predicted model, not a curated record. The transcript is spliced from 18 exons. Gene Ontology annotation, biological process: cell-cell junction organization; cell-cell adhesion; protein localization to cell-cell junction. Gene Ontology annotation, molecular function: cell adhesion molecule binding. Lineage: Eukaryota; Metazoa; Arthropoda; Insecta; Hymenoptera; Formicidae.